AUGUCCCCCCCUGGCUCGGCCGCGGGAGAGAGCGGCGGCGGCGGCGGCGGCGGUGGCGGCCCCGGGGUCCCGGAGGAGCCCACGGCGGCGGCAGCGGCGGACGAGGGCCCCGCCCGAGAGGAGCAGCGUCCCAUCCAGCCCUCUUUCACCAAGUCCCUCUGCCGUGAGUCCCACUGGAAGUGCCUGCUGCUCUCGCUGCUCAUGUACGGCUGCCUGGGGGCCGUGGCCUGGUGCCACGUCACCACGGUGACCCGCCUCACCUUCAGCAGCGCCUACCAGGGCAACAGCCUCAUGUACCACGACAGCCCCUGCUCCAACGGCUAUGUCUACAUCCCCCUGGCCUUCCUGCUCAUGCUGUACGCUGUCUACCUGGUGGAGUGCUGGCAUUGCCAAGCCCGCCACGAGCUGCAGCACCGCGUGGAUGUGAGCAGCGUGCGGGAGCGCGUUGGCCGCAUGCAGCAGGCCACGCCCUGUAUCUGGUGGAAGGCCAUCAGCUACCACUAUGUCCGCCGCACCCGCCAGGUCACCCGAUACCGCAAUGGAGACGCCUACACCACCACCCAGGUCUACCAUGAGCGCGUCAACACGCACGUGGCCGAGGCCGAGUUCGACUACGAGCGCUGUGGCGUCCGCGACGUGUCCAAGGCGCUGGUGGGGCUGGAGGGCGCGCCGGCCACGCGGCUGCGCUUCACCAAGUGCUUCAGCUUCGCCAGCGUGGAGGCCGAGAACGCGUACCUGUGCCAGCGCGCGCGCUUCUUCGCCGAGAACGAGGGCCUGGAUGACUACAUGGAGGCACGCGAGGGCAUGCACCUCAAGAACGUGGACUUCCGCGAGUUCAUGGUGGCCUUCCCCGACCCGGCCAGGCCGCCCUGGUACGCCUGCUCGUCCGUCUUCUGGGCUGCGGCGCUGCUCACGCUGUCGUGGCCGCUGCGCGUGCUGGCCGAGUACCGCACGGCCUACGCGCACUACCACGUGGAGAAGCUUUUCGGCAUGGAGGGCCCGAGCUCGGCCGGCGGCAGCGCGGGCGGCGGCCUCAGCCCCAGCGACGAGCUGCUGCCCCCGCUCACGCACCGCCUGCCGCGGGUCAACACGGUGGACAGCACGGAGCUCGAGUGGCACAUCCGCUCCAACCAGCAGCUGGUGCCCAGCUACUCGGAGGCGGUGCUCAUGGACCUGGCGGGGCUGGGCGCGCGCUGUGCUGGGGGCGCGGCGGGCGGCUACGCGCCCACGUGCCGCUACGGUGGGGUGGGUGGCCCAGGCGCAGCGGGCCUGGCCCCGUACCGGCGCAGCUGCGAGCACUGCCAGCGCGCCGUCAGCAGCUCGUCCAUCUUCUCGCGCAGCGCUCUGAGCGUCUGCGCCAGCCCUCGGGCCGGACCGGGGCCCGGCGGCGGGGCGGGCUGCGGGGGCAGCCGCUUCUCCCUAGGCCGCCUGUACGGCUCCCGGCGCAGCUGCCUGUGGCGCAGCCGGAGCGGGAGCGUCAACGAGGCGAGCUGCCCCACCGAGCAGACGCGGCUGUCCAGCCAGGCCAGCAUGGGGGACGACGAGGACGACGAAGACGAGGAGGAGGCCGGGCCGCCGCCGCCCUACCACGACGCCCUCUACUUCCCGGUGCUCAUCGUGCACCGGCAGGAGGGAUGUCUGGGCCACGGCCACCGGCCGCUGCACCGCCACGGCUCCUGCGUAGAGACCUCACUGUGA
Eubalaena glacialis (North Atlantic right whale) is the source of this 1698-nucleotide messenger RNA. RefSeq names its product transmembrane protein 151B (gene TMEM151B). The transcript is spliced from 3 exons. The record is from RefSeq and is a predicted model, not a curated record. Lineage: Eukaryota; Metazoa; Chordata; Mammalia; Artiodactyla; Balaenidae. The coding region runs from base 1 to 1698 and encodes 565 amino acids.